CUGAGCUGUCCUCCUUUCUUGAACUUCUCCUAUAACUUCUUGCCAAAACCAACAAAAAAAAAAAAAACCAACAAACAAACAAACAAACAAAAUACAAACAAACAAAUGAUUCCUACGCUCAAUCCUAAUGGGAAACGACCAACUCAUAACACUACCAACAACUAUUAUGACCAUCAUCACAGGAUCCCACUAGACCCACUCAUCAACAACUCAGCAUCAAAACGACCCAGAACAUCACUAAACUACUACCACCACCACCAACAACAAACAACUGAAAACACCAAGAAUCACUCGCAACGUCCAACCAUCAAAAAAUCACUCUCAGGCCUCAUCUUCCCUCAUCCAAACCAAUCAAACAAUACCCCACUCGACCUACUCAACCCAUCCAACCAAUCACCAACACUCAGAACAGCCAGACUACAAACUCAUAACAACCAAACCAUCCACCAUCAUCCUACUCCCCAGAAUGCCCUAUCAACCAAUCAAAACACCAUCCCCCGUCCAACCCCAAGAGAGAAACAACAGCAACAACCGACGAUCAAGGACAAGGAUGAACUCAAACGCGAGAUGGCCCAGUGGCAAGAGAAGUAUAGGGUCGCCAUCAAAAGCUUUGUCUUCUACCUCCAUCAACUAGAUCCAUCCACCAGCGUAGAUCUAAAACUCAAGAUACGAGCAUGGGGUGCUCGUGUCGACCAAUUCUUCUCAAAGGAGGUCACCCACCUCAUCACCGAUCUCCCAGCCCCAGCCAACCUCUCAGCCCACUCACCAUCACCACGUAAACGAAACACUGCAUACUGUCUACCCUCUCCUACGCGUAAUAAUAAGGAGAACGGCCAGGCGGCUAUCGGCCUUCGUCGGAACGCAAAACGUCUCAGCGCCAUCUGCUCCCCCGAGAAGGAGGCUUCAGCCGAAUCAACUCAUUGUGCAUAUCCUUUGCUUCGUAAAGCUACAGAGCUCAAAAUUAAGAUAUGGAAAUCUGAAAAAUUACUCAAUGUUCUCUAUCGUUUGGGAGACCAAAGAUCGCCCGUCAAACAGCAACAGUUGGUCAAGCCCUCCUUACCCUCUCUAUUACUCAAGGAAGCCCAACAAGGACACACCAACGAAUUCGACCCAGUCGCCCUACGUCCGGAUUAUUACUACUUCGGACCCAAGGCGAUGUUCAUCAUGGUCGAGGAUAUCACUCAAGAGCACAAACCGAUCAUCGUCAAAGAGUACACACGUCCCAAGACUCGUGAGGCCACCAGUUGGCCGAUCAUGUGGGGAGGUACCGAGGGCAAGCCUGCCUUCUCGCGUCAUACUGCAAAGCAAUCCUACCUCCACGUCCGCAACAGGAUCCGGCAGAUGUUUGAGAUGCGUGUGAAGGACUCGGCACGGCAGAAGAACAAUACACGCGAACGCUCCAACUCCCUUGACUGUCUCGGCCCAUCCCACAGACAGCCCGGCGACCGAUCCCCGCCCGCCAAACAGCAAAACCUACGUCGGGCCGUCAGCAUGAACAUGCUACAACGCCGCCAGUCUGGACGCUUAUCGCGGACCACGACGGUUCAUCAGCCCGAUCAGGAGACUACUGAGCAUGACCCUGAUGAUGAUGAUGAUGAUGAAAAUGAAUGUCGAGAGAUCGACCACAUCAACAAGACCGCACCUGAGCAUUUCCGCGGCAACGGCCGGGUCUUCCUCGCCGCGUCCGGUAACAGCGUCACAAUGACCUCCAAUGUCGCAUCGGCUACCUCUACACGUUCUAGUGCGGUCAGGACGGCUCAGAUCGGAAGACAGCUCAUUGACAAACGACUCGCGGCGCUUGGCAAACGUCCUACCUUCGAAAUCAAUCAGUUUAACUCGCCUGGGAUCGGUAGUAGCUCGCUCAAACGAGAGAUCGGGGCUGGUAGUUCAAAGGACCGUUUACAGACCCUCAGAAAAGAACUCGACCCGACUAGUCAUAUCAAUAAGUUGAAGAGAUGUCAGUCUUUGGAUUCUUCGAUGAUCGCCAAGAAGAAAGCCGCUGAUGACGCCAAGGCUAAGUCAAAGAGGAGGGGAUUGGGCGUCCGUGCCAAACUUGGGAACGGGUUUGAAUUAAUCGAUCUGAGAAGACUUGCCAAGAAUGAAGAACCAAAGACGGGUUAUUGCGAAAACUGUAGAUUGAAAUAUUCGGAUUUCCGAAAGCAUAUCUUGACCAGGAAACAUCGCAAGUUCGCCUUGGAUGAGAGUAAUUGGGCCGACCUGGAUGAGACGCUGAAGAAGACAACCCGACGAUUGAAGCCAGGCGUCACAGUGCCGCCAUCGGUCCGAGAGAUGAUCUUAUUAAUGCAUGGAAGUGACAAUGAAGAGGAAGAGGAAGACGAAGACGAGGAGGAGGAGGAAGACGAUGAGGAGGAGGAAGAGGAAGAUGUUAAGGAGGAUGAAGAAGAGGAUGCGGAAGAAGAAGAAGAAGAAGAGGAUGUGGAGGAAGAGGAGGAAGAAGAAGAAGAUGUGGAAGAGGAGGUGGUGGUGGAGGGCGAGGAGGUGGAUGAAGAGGUGGAUGUGCGAGAUGAUGAAAGACGGGACGAGAUACAGAAGGCAACUCGAGUGGAAGAGGUGAUUGAUCAACAAGACGAUCGAGUGGAAGCGGACGAACUAGAGGAAGGCGAAUAUGACGAGACAGAAGAAGACCAUGGAGAAAACAAUGAGGAUCAGGAAGAUGCGCAAGAAGAAGAAGAAGAAGGACAAAUCACUCAGAGUAAUUGUCGAGAACUUCCUCCGACUAACCCCCAGCUUCUUCAUUACGAACUCGAAGAAGGCGAGUGGGAACCGGAACCUGAGCAAUCUGAUAUUGUUUUUUUGUAGUUCCCUCUUUUUCUUAACACCCUUCCCCUUCCCCCUUGACCAAGACACGACAUCAAAAGCCAAUGUAAAAUCUUCCCUCUUAUGUUUCUUUCAUUUUUUUUUUUUAUGCAUAUCUUAUUUGUUAUAACUGUGAUGCACUUAUUUUCUUUUUCUUUUUCCUUACCAGAGUGAUGAUGUUCAAAAAAAAACCCCCAAAGUUGUAUGAAUUGAUUUGAAGAAAAAGUGGAUUUAACUAGAAAAGAAGAAGAGUUUGUUUGAUAAUGAUUUAUAGU
Messenger RNA from Puccinia graminis f. sp. tritici CRL 75-36-700-3, 3092 nucleotides. RefSeq lists its product as uncharacterized. The transcript is spliced from 4 exons. Gene Ontology annotation, biological process: positive regulation of nuclear cell cycle DNA replication; regulation of cell cycle phase transition. Lineage: Eukaryota; Fungi; Basidiomycota; Pucciniomycetes; Pucciniales; Pucciniaceae. Gene Ontology annotation, cellular component: nucleus; Dbf4-dependent protein kinase complex. Gene Ontology annotation, molecular function: protein serine/threonine kinase activator activity; nucleic acid binding; zinc ion binding. The coding region runs from base 106 to 2820 and encodes 904 amino acids. The record is from RefSeq and is a predicted model, not a curated record.